AUCGGAUUCGUUGAUUAAUGGAAUUGUGGGUAAUGGGCCUCGGUUUCGCCGUCGCUUGGAGGGCCUGAAAAUUUCGGCUUUGAAAGGAAUUCAACAUGGAGGAAUUAGGAAUAACUGAAGGAGCGGCUGACGUUGCAUUAUCCAGACCCCAGUCAUCUGCAGCAGCAAGCUCAAGUUUCAGUCUUGAUGCAACUGUUAAUGAUCUUUACAUCAAGUACAAAAAGUUACAAAAGCAGCUAGAAUUCUUAGAAGUGCAAGAGGAAUACAUUAAAGAUGAGCAAAAGAACCUUAAAAAGGAGUACUUGCAUGCCCAAGAGGAAGUGAAGAGGAUUCAGUCUGUUCCUUUAGUUAUUGGACAGUUUCUUGAGGCUGUUGAUCAGAACACUGGAAUAGUUGGAUCAACAACUGGCUCAAACUACUAUGUCAGAAUACUGAGUACAAUUGAUAAAGAGUUGCUGAAACCAAAUGCCUCAGUUGCAUUACACAAGCAUUCAAAUGCAUUAGUUGAUGUUCUUCCUCCAGAGGCAGACAGCAGUAUUGCAAUGCUGUCAGCUGAAGAAAAACCAGAUGUCGGCUAUGCAGAUAUUGGAGGCAUGGAUAUACAAAAGCAAGAGAUAAGAGAAGCUGUUGAACUCCCACUUACCCACUUUGACUUGUACAGACAAAUUGGAAUAGACCCUCCAAGGGGUGUCUUAAUGUAUGGACCACCCGGAUGUGGCAAAACUAUGCUUGCAAAGGCAGUUGCACACCAUACCACAGCAUCAUUUAUUCGUGUUGUUGGUUCGGAGUUUGUUCAGAAGUAUUUAGGAGAAGGACCAAGGAUGGUCAGGGACGUUUUUCGAUUGGCCAAAGAAAACUCGCCAUCAAUUAUAUUCAUUGAUGAAAUCGAUGCCAUUGCCACUAAAAGAUUUGAUGCACAAACUGGGGCUGAUCGGGAGGUACAGAGAAUUCUUUUAGAACUUUUGAAUCAAAUGGAUGGUUUCGAUCAAACUGUUAAUGUUAAGGUGAUCAUGGCAACGAACAGAGCUGACACGUUGGAUCCCGCCUUACUUCGACCAGGAAGGCUCGAUAGAAAAAUUGAAUUUCCAAUGCCCGACAGAAGACAAAAACGCCUGAUAUUUUCAACAGUCACUUCUAAAAUGAAUUUAUCAGAUGAGGUUGAUCUAGAAGAUUAUGUUGCACGACCAGAUAAAAUAAGUGGUGCUGAUAUCAACGCCAUUUGCCAAGAGGCUGGUAUGCAAGCUGUUAGAGAGAACCGUUACAUCGUGCUAGCAAAGGACUUUGAAAAGGGCUACAAAAAUAACAUGAAAAAAGACGAACAAGAUCACGAGUUCUAUAAAUAACAGUAAAGCUAAGCGUUUAAAGGUUUCCAUUUUUGUUCUGUGCGUUGAAAUAUGGCCAUAUUUAAUCGAUGCAACGUAAUUUGCUCUUUUGUCAAUGAUUUCUUUGGAGAUUGAGCUUUA
Rhopilema esculentum is the source of this 1463-nucleotide messenger RNA. Its product is annotated as 26S proteasome regulatory subunit 6B. Lineage: Eukaryota; Metazoa; Cnidaria; Scyphozoa; Rhizostomeae; Rhizostomatidae. The record is from RefSeq and is a predicted model, not a curated record. Gene Ontology annotation, molecular function: ATP binding; ATP hydrolysis activity.